Messenger RNA from Wyeomyia smithii (pitcher-plant mosquito), 1749 nucleotides. RefSeq lists its product as uncharacterized. The transcript is spliced from 2 exons. The coding region runs from base 1 to 1749 and encodes 582 amino acids. Gene Ontology annotation, molecular function: zinc ion binding; nucleic acid binding. The record is from RefSeq and is a predicted model, not a curated record. Lineage: Eukaryota; Metazoa; Arthropoda; Insecta; Diptera; Culicidae.
AUGCCGUCGACGACAUCGUCCAAUUCUAAAAAAUCUCCAACGCUUAAGACGCUUCAAACAAAAUUGAAAUCGUAUCUCAACAUGUUUAAAGAUAUCGGUGACGGUGCGACUCGAGAAGCUAGAAGAGUUGUGGGAGAAGGUGACGUCAUCAUUGAAAUUGAAAUUCACGAGGACUUUACGGCAGAGGAUGAAACAUAUAUACAGCAGCGGUCGGAGUUUGGUAAUGAGUAUUAUGAGGUAAAAUCGGUACUGUUGGACAAGCUUAAAGAAUUGGAGGAGCAUCCGCCCAUUAAUGCUUCCCUUCGCGCCGAUGAUACGACGCAGCAACCUACCGUUGAGCAUGUUCGUCUCCCACAAAUCAAGUUACAAACUUUUGAUGGAAAUAUUGAUGAGUGGUUGAGCUUUCGGGAUCUGUACACUUCGUUAAUUCAUUGGAAGGCUGAUUUACCCGAUGUUGAGAAGUUUCAUUAUCUUAAGGGAUGUUUGGCUGGCGAGGCGAAGGCGCUGAUAGACCCACUUUCUAUAACUAGGGCAAAUUAUCAAAUUGCAUGGGAUACGCUUACGAAGCGGUAUAAUGACAGCAAAUUUCUCAAACGAAGGCAGGUGCAAGCACUUUUUAAGCUACCAUCGUUAACGAGGGAAUCUUCCGCCGAGUUGCAAGCCUUGUUGGAAGGGUUUGAACGGGUCGUACAGACAUUGGAUCAGCUUAUUCAACCAGUAGAUUACAAGGAUAUGCUGCUGUUGGACAUUUUAUCCACACGAUUAGACAAUGCAACGAGACGGGCCUGGGAUGAAUAUUCCUCAACGAAGGAGAAUGACACGGUGAAAGAUUUAACUGAGUUUCUGCAAAGAAGAGUACGAGUCCUUGGUGCAUUACAAACGAAGCCCACGGAAACUAAGGCAGAGUUUUCGCGGCAGUUCAGGAAGGUUUUGAAUCCACCUCGUCAUAGCCACAACGUAACUCAAAAUACGACUGAGAAAUGUGUGGCGUGUUCAGAGUCUCAUCUGUUGUAUCAAUGCUCAGCGUUUCAGCGGCUAACGGUUUCCGCUCGGGAUAAAUUAAUUCGUACGCACUCUCUGUGUAGAAAUUGUUUUAAAAGAGGGCAUAAGGCCCUGGAGUGUCCAUCAAAAUACGUAUGCCGCAUCUGCAAGGAAAGGCAUCACACCUUGGUGUGUUUCAGAGCUGAAAGCAAUCAUGCUGCUAAGGAAAGAGUGGGCAAGGAUAGUGGUACAACUAAGGACGUGUUCACUCAGGCGGCUAGUACAUCGGUUACUCAAGUGUCUGCUAAUGUAUCGGGUCAUCGAAUAUCAUCCGUGCUGCUAGCUACAGCGGUCGUUUUGGUGGAAGACGACCAAGGCUUUCGUUUUCCAGCACGAGCCUUGCUGGUUUCCGGUUCCGAAUGCAAUUUUAUGACAGUAGGUUUGGCGCAGAAAAUGAAACUCAAAUGUCGAAGGUCCGACGUGGCAGUAUGUGGAAUUGGCGAAUCUACUUCCAGGGUAAAACAAACGACAAAUACUACCAUCAAGUCUCGAGUAUCAGAAUUCUCGCGUAGGACGGAAUUCCUACUGUUACCGAAAGUCACAGCAAAUCUCCCAACAACAAAUGUGAAUUUGGCUGGAUGGAAAAUCCCGACAGGUGUCGAACUAGCGAACCCAGCCUUUUUCGUAUCGAAGGCGGUCGACUUGGUGCUUGGCAUACAGCAUUUUUUUGCAUUUUUCAAUACCGGAAAUGAGGUUCGGUUGGGUUAA